This is a messenger RNA of Triticum dicoccoides, 3289 nucleotides long. Its product is annotated as pentatricopeptide repeat-containing protein At1g10270-like. The transcript has 2 exons. Gene Ontology annotation, molecular function: protein binding. Bases 1 to 2898 code for a protein of 965 amino acids. The record is from RefSeq and is a predicted model, not a curated record. NCBI's taxonomy places the organism in Eukaryota, Viridiplantae, Streptophyta, Magnoliopsida, Poales, Poaceae.
AUGGCGGCGCUCCUCCGCCGUCUCCUCCUCCUCCGCCGCCUCGCCCUGCCCCACUCCCAGCCCCAGCCCCGCCUCCUCCCCCACACCACCGCCCUAACCCCCCACCCGGCCCUCGCCCCCGCGCUGCUCGCCCCCUCCCGCGGCUUCUCCUUCUCCUCCGCGGAGGAGGCCGCGGCGGAGCGCCGCCGCCGCAAGCGCCGCCUCCGCAUCGAGCCCCCGCUCCACGCGCUCCGGCGGGACCCGUCCGCCCCGCCCCCGCCGCGGGACCCCAACGCGCCGCGCCUCCCCGACACCACCUCCUCCCUCGUCGGCCCGCGCCUCAGCCUCCACAACCGCGUGCAGUCCCUGAUCCGCUCCGGCGACCUCGACGGGGCCUCGGCGGCCGCCCGCGCCGCCGUCAGCUCCCGCGUCCGCCCCACCGUCUUCACCUGCAACGCCGUCGCCGCCUCCAUGGGCCGCGCGGGCCGCCACGACGACGCCGUGGCCCUCUUCGACUUCUUCUUCCGCCGCUCUGGCAUCGUCCCCAACGUCGUCUCCUACAACACCCUCAUCCUCGCCCACUGCGAGGCCGGCCGCGUCGACGAGGCGCUCCGGGCCUACCAGGAGAUGCUCGACGGCGCCACCUCCUUCUCCCCCUCCGCCGUCAGCUACCGCCACCUCACCAAGGGCCUCGUCGCCGCGCAACGCAUCCAGGAGGCCCUCGAGCUCCUCCACAGCAUGUACCACCGCGGCCAGGGCGCCGACUCCAUUGUCUACAAGAACCUCAUCGACGGCUACAUCGGCCUCGACGACUGGGACAAGGCCUUCGAGCUCUUUGCCGAGCUCACCGAGAAGGCCACCGUGUAUGACGGCGUCGUGCACACCAGCUUCAUGGAGGGCUACUGGAAGAAAGGCAUGGACAAGGAGGCCAUGGAGAAUUACAAGUCUCUGCUCGACAGGAACUUCAAGAUGACGCCCGCCACCUGCAACGUUCUGCUCGAGACACUCUUCAAGCAUGACAAGCACAAGGAGGCCAAUGACCUGUGGGAGACCAUGAUUGACAACCACAGCCCGCCAAGCUUCAUCGGCAUGAACAGCGAGUCCUACAAUGUCAUGGUCAACCAGUGCUUCAAGGAGGGCAGGUUCCAGGAUGCCAUUGAGGUGUUCCACCGCCAGCCGAGGAGGAACGUCCAGAUGGAUGUCGGCUGCUUCAACAACAUCAUCGGGAAGCUCUGUGAGAAGGGGAUGCUCGCAGAGGCAGAGAAGCUCUUCGAGGAGAUGGAGAGCAAGUCGGUGCUUCCAGAUGUGUACACCUACACUUUCCUGGUCGACUUGUGCUUCAAGGAAGGUCGUGUGGAUGACACGAUUCAGUACUUUUACAAAAUGGCAGAUGGGAGGGAGCACGGCCCAAAGUUCAACAUCGGCUUUUUCAAUAGAAUGUUUGAAGGACUUUCACAAGCUGGCCGGAUCGAUGAUGCCUUAAAGGUGUACGGAAGGAUGGCUGACAAGGAGAUCAAGCCCAACACAACCACAUUUGAGAUCCUGGUUAAUGCACUGUGCAAGGAAGGGGAAUUGGAUAGAGCACUGGACCUGGUGAGGGACAUGGCAAGGGGUGGUGUUGUCGCAACUCCUGAGUUCCGGGAGUCUGUCGGUGAGAUUUUCAAGAAUGCCGAUCGGCACGAAGAGAUCGAGAAAGCUUUUGAAGAAAAACCUGUGCCACUGCCUCCUCAGCCAAGACCAGAGGUUCGCCCUCGCAGUUCACCUCAGGGGUUGCCAGGAUUUGCAUCUAAUCAGACACGGGGCAGCUACACACCUAACCAAGGCCAACCAGGUUAUGGUUCUCCACAACCAUUUCAGCCUGGCAAUGGUGCAUCUCAAGUGCGGCAACCUGAGUGGAUGUCUCCUAAACUUCAGCAGCCUGUGUCUGGAAACCAACAAGUUGAAAAAACAGAUGUUGGUGCUUCUAAUAAAUGGCAGCAUGGUAUUUCAUCUCAAGAAAAACAACCUGGGAUUGCCCUGCCUCAAGAUGGACAACAGCCAGAGUUUGGUACCUCUCGCCCUUGGCAGCAAACAGUUGGUGCUCCUCAAGUGCAGCAACCUAAUUUUGGCUCAGCUGCACCGGUGCAGCCUGGGUUUGGUAGUCGACCGCAGCAACCACCACAUGGUUCUCAUGAGACUCAACAUCCUGGGUUUGGCACAUCUCGUCCAUGGCAGACAGGGUAUGGCGCUCACCAAGCACAACAGCCAGGCCAUGGCGCUCAUCAAGCGCAACAGCCUGGGUAUGGCGCUCAUCAAGCACAACAGCCAGGCCAUGGCGCUCAUCAAGCGCAACAGCCUGGAUAUGGUGCUCAUCAAGCGCAACAGCCUGGGUAUGGUGCUCAUCAAGCGCACCAGCCUGGGUAUGGUGCUCAUCAAGCGCAGCAGCCUGGAUAUGGUGCUCAUCAAGCGCAGCAGCCUGGAUAUGGCGCCCAUCAGGCGCAACAGGCCGGAUAUGGCACCCAUCAGGCGCAACAGCCCGGGUAUGGCGCCCAACAGGCGCAACAGCCCAGAUAUGGCGCCAAUCAAGUACAACAGCCUGGGUAUGGGGCUCAUCAAGCACAACAGCCUGGGUAUGGGGCUCAUCAAGCGCAGCAGCCCAGGUAUGGGGCUCAUCAAGCGCAGCAGCCUGGGUAUGGUACUCAUCAAGCGCAGCAGCCUGGGUAUGGUGCUCCUCAGGCAUCACGGCCGUCAUUUGGUGCCCCUGAAGCACCACGGUCUAGUUUGGGCUCUGCUCAGAGUCUCCCACACUAUGGCCGCAUAGGAAAUGAGCAUGAUCAGCUUGGAUCUUCUCGUCAAGGUGGACCAACAUUUAGCACUCAGGCACCACAGACUGCUGAGGCCCCAGACGACAUGGCGGUCAAAUACAGUCAGCAUUACUAGUUUUUUUUUGCUUGGGCUCCAAACCAAUUAUACCCCAAGUUAAUGAGCAGGAAAGUGCCAAAAACAAUUCUUAUCUUUGUUAACAAGCUGCUGCACGGAUGGAAUGGUCUGUUAGUGGAUUGAAAACUGCUGGAAGCGGCUGAUUAAAAUGGGCCGGGUUCUAGUAACUUUCAGACUUGUUGGCUGUCAUCAUUUGCACAUUUGACCAUCAUUGGUCAAUAAUAGGAUUGUAAUAAUUGGGCUUGAGAAUUCACAUUCCAGUGAGUUGGAUCAUCGUAUCCACCUGAACAAUUAGUGAGGGUUUUAGCAGUAUGAGCAAUUUUAUUUGGAGUACCUUGUACGUAGUAUGAAUUUGAUAUGAUAUUGUUUUACCACAGAGAUGUCCACUGCA